Hyla sarda is the source of this 4851-nucleotide messenger RNA. RefSeq names its product mucosa-associated lymphoid tissue lymphoma translocation protein 1 homolog. The coding region runs from base 520 to 2463 and encodes 647 amino acids. Gene Ontology annotation, molecular function: cysteine-type endopeptidase activity. Gene Ontology annotation, biological process: proteolysis. Lineage: Eukaryota; Metazoa; Chordata; Amphibia; Anura; Hylidae. The transcript has 19 exons. The record is from RefSeq and is a predicted model, not a curated record.
AGAGAAGAGGCCAUGGACAGCGUUGGAGCCAGGUUCUGUGGAGACAAGUUGCGAAAGGAAGAAGUCAUCAUGAUGGUCUGGGCUGGAAGGAGAAGAAAAAGGAAAGUGAACGACUCCGAUCAGAGAAGACGUCACCUGAUGUAACUGAUGAGGAUCUACUGACAAAGUGAGGAACCUAUGAUGUCCAGGCAUCAGACUCUGCAGAGAAGAUGGAGCUGGAAGAAGUCCUGAUGUCUGGACCAGAUGAAGAAAAGAAAGGACAACAGAGAAGACGUCACUCAGGUUCCAAGACUGCAUUGCCAUAAUCAGAAAACUACAGUGACCUCCUGUGGGAAGAAUUGGAAGCUUAUUAUUGACACCUACUAUACCUAGAAGCUCCAGGCUGUUGCUGGGACUGGUCACAUAACCUAUGAGGGGCUCUGUUGAUGAGAUGACCAUUCUGUUGCAAUGGAGAAAUACUGCAUAAUGUCCCAUCUUUGAUGUUUCCCACAAGCCCACAGGCUCUGCCAAUGUAUAACCAUGCUGAAAGAUAUCCAAAUCACAGAGCAACCAGUGUGUGCCUGUGUUCCCCUGGACUUUCCCCUCACCCUGCGCUGCAAGGCCCAGGGCCCUACGAAGUUGUAUUAUCAGUGGUUUAUGCAGUGGGAGUCUACAUGUCAGGAAAUUCCAGGUGCAACUCAGCCAGAUCUGCACAUUCAUGCCAGGAAAACAAACUUAUAUACGUGUCGAGUAAAUGACAUCAAUGACCGCAUUUUAUUCAGCAACUGGGUGAGGGUAAAAGUACUGAAAAAUAUUCCUGCAGGGGUUAUUCCUCAUGACUGGAAUGGGGAGCCCAUCAUGGUAAAUCAACCAGUCUCUGUACAUGUAACAUCCCAUAAUGCAGUCCGUCUUUGCUGCUAUGCUCUGGGACUGCCAGCGCCUGAAUACCAGUGGUAUCACAAUGGUCGGUACCUGCCCUAUAGAAGGGGGAAGGAAGUUGAGAUCAAAUCAAUAAGGCGAAGAGAUUGUGGAAACUACCUGUGCCAUGUGUCAAAUGUCCAUGGAGAAAUUUGGAGUGAACCAGCUGAACUUACAAUUGGAGCUUCCCCACAGCCUGCAAUAUGUCCAGGACUAACUCCUAGACAUAGGUACUAUGCAACUGGUAAAGUGGCACUACUGAUCGGGAACAAUGGUUACCUGAAUCACCCCAAUCUGCUUGCCCCUAUGGUGGAUGUGUUCGAGCUGUCUACCCUUCUGAGAAGACUGGGCUUCUGUGUAAUAUCACUUAUAGACCUGACGCGUGAAGAAAUGUUGACAUCUGUCAGUCAGUUUCUGCAGCUUCUGGAUAAAGGUGUUUAUGGUCUGUUCUAUUAUGCUGGCCAUGGAUAUGAACACUUGGGGAGAAACUAUAUGGUACCAAUUGAUGCUCCUCAGCCAUACAAACCUGAAAACUGUAUCAGUGUUCAAAGAAUCUUACAGCAAAUGCAAGAAAGAAAGACAGCCUUAAAUGUGGUUUUGCUUGACACCUGCAGGAAGUGGUAUAACUCGCAUUGCGCGUUAUCCAAAGUGAGCCCUCUCAAGCCACUGGGUAAUACAGUCUAUGGAUAUGCCACAAGUGAGAAUGCAGAAGCAUAUGAAGUUCAGGAUGAGGCAUUUAGCUCUGGAAUCUUUAUGACGUAUCUCAAGAAGCACAUUCUGAGAGAACUGAAAGUUACACACAUGCUCGAUGAGGUCCUUGAAGAUAUUGGCAGUGAUCCUUUGGUAGCUGGAAGACAAGUUAUGGAAAUAAAACACUCUCUGAAAGAGUCUAGAGCUCUGACUGACAAGAUCUACUCCUCAGGAAAUGAACGGCUGAACAGAACUGUGUGGGACCAGCGCACUAAAAUCCCAAAACAAGUGGUAAAGUUCUCAUGUGGAGUUGAAGCAGAAGUAAGAUUCAAAGUCGUCUUCUCAAACCUCAUCCACACUUUUGCAAAACUGACUCGGUCCCCCUCUCAUUUAUCAGAUGUCAGGAUUCUUCUCUACAAAACUACAGAUUCCUUGGGAUUCUCAAACCACAGACUUAACCCAGUUGAUUCCCCUCUGACCAUGCAGGAUGAUGAAGAAGUAGAUUGUAUGCUUAGGCUUUGUAACCUCCAGAAGUACCAGGAUAACAUCAUUAUUAAAAUUGAACUGCACUGUACAAAGAAGGACAAUGGAGCAAGAGUUCAGGAGAAUUUAGAGCAAAUAAUUCCCAUCCCAUGGAUUGCUAAACGGCUGAACAAGACAAACACACCCUGUGGGGAAAGAAAGCCGACUAAUGGAGCUGCGGCCAAAGACAGUAUUCCAAACCUGCAAAAUCAGCUCAAUGCCAUGUCUAUAGACAAAGAAACGCCACUUGCACAACAUUUUGCAAAUGCCCUAGAUAUACCAUGUCAUGGGCACUCAAAAUCGAGCAGCGAACCAGAGGAAAAUGAUGAAGGUGACAUAUUGCCCUUCUUCUGAACCAUGGACUGAAGAAAAUCAUUGUACUUUCUAAUAGGCACAUGGGGAUUCUGGUGAUCAGUGCCAGCAAAAAGCAUUCACAAUGGUGCGCCAACCAUUAGCGUGUUUCCUACAAGACAACUUUGAACUUCAUUCCUUUGGCUCCUUCCAGAAGGAAUAUUAAGAGGUGUGAAAGCAUCACGACUUAUAGUUCUCAUUAUACCUAUCUUUUUUUAUUAACUUAACAUUACUGUGCUGGACUGUACAGAUCUUGCAUCUCUCUUUUUUGAGACAAAAAGUCUUACUGGAAAUCAAGUUGUUCAGACAUAAUAUCCAAACUAAUUGUGUUGUGCAAUUACAAUGGUUCAUGAGCUCUUUAAAGGGGUAUUCCGCCCCUAGACUUCUUAUCCCCUAUCCAAAGCAUAGGGGAUAAGAUGUAUGAUCACAGGGGUCUUGACGCUGGGGACCACCACAAUCUCACUACAGCACCAGCAGCCAAGCCCCCCUCAAUGCAAGUCUAUGGGAGGGGGGGGGGUGAUGGCCAUUAUGCCCCUUCCCAUAGACUUGCAUUGAGGGGGCAUGGCUGUGACAUCACGACCCUCUGCCCUGCAUAGCAAAGUUAGCUCCGUGCACCGGAUGUCUAGGAUGCUGCAGCCGAGAUAGCGGUAGUCCCCAACGGCCUUUGUAUAGGGGGUAAGAUGUCUAGGGGCGGAGUACCCAUUUUGGUGCCCAUAUUCGACCCAACCAUAAAAAGAUGCAGUAUAAAGAUUUUAUCUAGAAUUAUGUUAUAUUCUAGAAGCCAUAUCACUAUUGCAAAGCACAAACUAAAACCAAUGCAUGCAUAUAACUAUUGUCAUAGGACCAAAACAAAUCUGGAGCAAAUUUUGCUCAUUCUUUAAUAUUUCAUUCUGUCAUUCUAUAUUACAUCACAUAUGUAGCAUUACAUGUGUGCCAAACAAAUAAAUAGCCAUCCAUUUAAUGCGUGCAAAAAGCCAGUUCAACCAGAUUGUUAGCCACUCUUACAGAAUGACACGUUUUUCUUCACGAGACAACCCUUUUAAAGUGUCGUCAAAAAAAUGUUUUUAUAUAAUGUAGAUAAUACCAUUAUAUGUAUAUUUUUAAUAUACAUUGGUUAAAAAAUGUGCAUAUUUUUGGGUGAAAAAAUGCUGUCCCUGCAGCUAUUGCCUGUGUGUCUCUAUGAGGAGUCCAAAUACAGGAAGUGAGGGCAGGACAAGUAGGGCUUUGUACAGACUGCUGGCUUGUCAAUCAUUCUGUGAGCAGGUAGCAAGUAACAGAGCCUCACUGCACAGAGCCCUGUUUGUCCACCUGUACUUCCAGUAUUUGGGCACCUUAUAGAGACACACAGGCAAUAGCUGCAGGGACAACAAUAUAUAUAUUUUUUUAACCAAUGUAUAUUACAAAAAUACAUAUAAUGGUAUUAUCUACAUUAUAUAAAAAGUUUUUGGACCAGCGUAUUAACAAAACAUAUGUAAUGUAUUUGUACUUGGAUUGUAUACUGCAUGAAGACAGGUUUCAUAUACUGCACAACUGAGUAUAAGGUUGCUAUACCCAAAGCAAGUAAGUGUGCCCGCUCACCUGGGAGCAAGGUUAACACAUCGUCCCACAGGCUGGGAGUGGGGACACCAGUACGAAAUGUAGAAAGAAAAGUCUUGAGAAGCCCGACAUGCCAGACUUGAAGAUAUAUUGAAGUACAUAAAAACACUUACAGAAGAGUGAGAGAGUGAAGGUUGCUAUAUAUUUAGCAUCUUUUAGACCUGGCAAGUGAACAAUUUAAUAUUAAUCACAUUUGAAUUUGUUUAUGCAGUUCUGUUAGAACAAUAUUUUAGAGGUAAUGGAAAGCGGAACAAAUGAUCUGUGUAUUGCUCUUAUGCAGCCAGAUGAUGGCGACAUUCUACUACUACAAAAAAAAUACAUGUUUUCUAAGGACAUGACUCCAUAAGAGGUUGAGAUGAUGCAGAUUUUUAUUCAGUUAGAGUUACACACUACGAUUUUCUGGGAGUCACUUCUUGUAAAUAGCCAGUAGCCUCGAUAUUCAUUUCAUGAUAUUUGUUAACUUAAUUAUGGAAAUAAAUCUGAUAUUGAAACUAUGUAUUGCCAGAUGAGGUAAACAUUGAUGAAUAACACAAGGCGACCCGUAUUUACUAAGAUUCUCUGACCAUUACUGCCUACACCCACAACAUGUGUGUUUCACUACCACCUGCUCCCACAACAUGUAUGUCCACUCCUGCCCGUUUCCGCAACAUUUGUGUCCUAUCCCAUCUGAUCCUGCAAACAUUCUGUCACAUUCUCAAGUAUUCUAGAGUACAGUAGAUGACUAUAUAUUUGCACAGGGCACUGGUGGGCACCUGAUGUUCCUGAGUUCACUAUUGAUGAAAGUCCUCCUAACUC